Messenger RNA from Dentiscutata erythropus, 814 nucleotides. NCBI's taxonomy places the organism in Eukaryota, Fungi, Glomeromycota, Glomeromycetes, Diversisporales, Gigasporaceae. The record is from the annotation of a GenBank genome assembly.
AUGAAAGUCAAGGAUUCAAAUAUUUAUAUUUAUCUGAACAAAAGCGAACACCUACCAAAUUUAAAACAACGAUUAACUGCUGUAAUCACCAAGACAAUUGUUGAAACAUUACCAUUAUGGAUGAUAAGAUCUAUAUUCGAUUUGACGGGCGCCAUUGAACAAAUCGCAAAUGGAAUGUAUGCGGGUAAACAAAGAGAUAAAUGGUGCCGUCGACUGAAGGGUGGGGAUGGAUGGGAUGGAUACCUGAUUGCUGAAGAUGCCAAAACUACUGAUGUUGGAGAAAAUGCCGAUAUGGUUAUCUUAUAUGCGCACGGGGGUGGUUUAUGUGCUGGUGGAGCCUUGUUAUCCUUGGUGAUUUUUGUGAGACUUUAUUUAUGUUGCAUUUUAUGUAACAUCACAGGUCUUUCACCGGAACAUGUCUUUCCUUCGGCACGUGAAAGCAUGUUAAAAUGCUAUCAAUGGUUAAUCAAUGAGAAAGGAAUUAGCCCACUUUUGGUACUCAUUGGCGCAAACCUUGCCACAACAGCAUCCUUAGAACUUCUCAAGAAUCCGGUUGCCUACAAUAACACUCCUCUACCAUCACGUUUGCUCCUUAUCUCUCCUUGUCUAUCACCCUUUAAUAUCCCGUUAUUCGAGCGUAAUUUACGUGGUUUACCAAAAGUGUGGAUAUGUGUUGGUGGUUACGAAGUAUUCAUUGAGGACGUAAUGUCAUUCGUAGAAAAUGCCAGAAACCAAGAUGUUAGUGCCGAACUUUUGAUUGAACAAGAUAAUGUGCAUAAUUAUGCUAUUUUGUGGCCGUUAUCAAGACAUGGAG